This is a messenger RNA of Pyricularia oryzae 70-15, 5000 nucleotides long. RefSeq lists its product as uncharacterized. The record is from RefSeq and is a predicted model, not a curated record. Gene Ontology annotation, biological process: DNA-templated transcription; regulation of transcription by RNA polymerase II. The transcript is spliced from 7 exons. Gene Ontology annotation, cellular component: chromatin. Gene Ontology annotation, molecular function: zinc ion binding; RNA polymerase II cis-regulatory region sequence-specific DNA binding; DNA-binding transcription factor activity, RNA polymerase II-specific. The coding region runs from base 541 to 4056 and encodes 1171 amino acids. NCBI's taxonomy places the organism in Eukaryota, Fungi, Ascomycota, Sordariomycetes, Magnaporthales, Pyriculariaceae.
CUUUGUACAACACUUUUUUUCCCCCUAGGUUUCAUUGCUCAUGGAGAAAUCUGCAGGUCAAGACUUUGUACCUUUUUUUAUUUUCUUUUCUCUUUCUUUCUCUUUUCGUCCUCUAUUCUCUUCCCUUGUUCUUGGCUCUAGCCGCGGCAACAAGACCAUUGAGCUCACUGUAACCGUUUCUUUGACCACACCUCCUCCACUCGGCUGCGCAUCGUCAGAAGGCUGAGGGCGUGCUUUUCAUUCUUGUUCUUGCUGCUGCGUGAACAUCUCUUUUCUUUCCCCUUACAUUUUUUUUUGUUGUUUGCUUUCCUUUCUUUCACCCUCCCCGUCCAUCCAACUUUUUCACUCCCUCCUCCUCUUGCAGUUGAGCCUCCCUUCUUUCCAUCUCUACAUUGACACCCCCCUCUGCCUUACCACACCGCACCCUCUCUUCCACCCUAUCAUCAUCACUUGCUUGCCUGGGUAGCUCUACGGCAAGCAACUUCUACAGGGGGCUGUGUACGGAUUACUACCUCACGUCUACUUCUGGUGACGCUCAUCAUGUCAAGUCUUAAAUUCAUUAUGGAUGUGGACGUGGACCACGAAGAUCCGCAUCGCGAUAAAAAGGCUGCGGGAUCCUUCGCCACCACCUCCGGGACCCGUGUUCCUGAUCCUUCGGCAUAUCAAAGACAAGCCUCCCCAUCAGGACAAGGCACCCUCGGCACCACAAGUUCACCACUGAUACCGGUAACAAGAUCAAUAUUAUCAGCAGCAACGACAGCUACCACUAGAUCCUACACGACUCCGACUGCGAUAUCAGCCAUCAUAGAAGGGCCACCACCAUCUCAGCCAGGGCCCACGGAAGCGAACUCGUUGUCCGCAAGGCCUGCGGCCCUGCGCCGCCACAGCACCACAAGCGCCAGCACGAUGGACCAGCAUGGCUACUCCCCGUUGUCACCCAUGAGGAUGGGACCGAGAGGGGGACCGGGGCGCGCCGCCAGUCUAGGCGGCUUUGUUGACAGCUCUGGUCAGGCGUCGAGCGUUCCGAACCGACCACUGCAGCCACAAACGCACUUGGAAUCGCCCAUCAGAUUGACCCCCAUUACCGGGCGCAUCAGCCGCGCCAGGAAGGGUCAACCUGUUCACGUGUGUGAUAUUUGCAGGCCGGCAAAGACCUUUACAAGAGCCGAGCACCUAAGACGCCAUCAGCUCGGUCAUGGAACCCCGCAGUUCCCCUGCUUGGUUCCAGGGUGUGACCGCGCAUUUCAUCGGGCAGACCUGCUUGCACGACAUCAGCAGAAACACCAGGAAGGUGAUUCGGCACCGGCACCAUCCCGCCCAAGCAGGGACCAGUCGCCAUCUGGAGGACCUGGUAGACGAGCAAUGACAUAUCCUGCAAACACUUCAAAUGUGACUCUGCGUCAGGGGCCUUCCUCUGGGGCCUCCCAAACCACACCAGGAUCAGGCUCGGGACCAGGAGCACCCACGGGGGCAGCACCCAAUGACACGCCUUCAACACCAAACAUCAAUCACAACAGGCUACAUCACACCUUUGACAGCAGUCCGGCUGGCAACCCGAGCUCUCAGGUUUCGCCGUUUGACGUUUCCAAGCGCUUCAGCAUUGACGCAGGACCGCGACGUAUUUCCCAGGAUUUCAACUCGGCCUAUACCCUGUCACCUUCGGCUCAAGACAACCCUACGAUACGCUACUGUCCAGUUCCCACCACUUAUGAGGCUGUGCCGACGCAGAUCUCUUUCAAUCCUGUGAACUAUCAGGCGCCUCGCGAAGUACGGCAGCUUUGUGUGGUCACAGAGGGCCUGUCGGGCUCAUCUCUCCAUGUUCCUGAUGCCGGGAUACCUGAUCUCUCCUUGUCUCCGAUGUAUCAGUCUUCGACCGAUGGUAGCACAUACUCUACUCCAUCGGACCCUCGAGCUAUGAAUGCUCCUUGGGCAGUACCAAGACAGAGCUCCCCUCAAAUGUACCCUGCGCUCAGUGUCGAAACAACAUCUUCUGGCCCCUGGACAACUCCCUUCGUCUACAGCCAAGGGCAAAAUUCGCCCAGCUCCAUUGUGAGCCCACCCAUGUUUUCGGCUUAUUCAGAAUUUGGUCAUCCGUAUAACGGCGGCUUUCUAGAUGAGUCGAUUGGCCCUUACCCGGCCAUGGACCAAGCUGACCACUUCCAAUUGGCAAUCGAUGAAAACUCCACACCGGCGUCCAGUUUUUCUCGUGGUAACGAGAACCAAGGCGAUUCGCUGCCUUCUGGUGUUGAAAUGCGCAACAGAUCGCUCUUGGGCGGUCUUGUCGCCCCGGUUCCGGUCCUGCCUGCGGAUCAUGUCGGAAUGAACUCGAGCCUCGCUCGUCAAAAGCCAAUGAUGACGGUUGCUCCUAGUCCAAGCAUUACCACGAGUUCGGGUGGUGGCUUUUCAUCGUCCCACGGAGCGAGCUUUGGGUUUGGGAGCGGAGACGACAACGGUGCCGGGCCACAUGGGUUUGCCAACUCUCGGAUCCGAAGUGGCUGUGCCAGCGCCCCCAUCUCUUUGACCAGCUCUCUCCCGCGACAUAUACACAAUGUCAUGCCGACAUACGAAGAUGUUUACUGGGACAGCCUUGACCCGGAGUACCCAUUUGUUCAUCGGCGCAUGUCAGAUGAGGCUGACGACGACGUUUUGAGAUCGGCCAUGGCGGCGGUCGGAGCCCAGUGCCUGGAUGGACUGGAGCAUCGUGUAAGGAGUAGCAUUCUCCACAAGCACGCUUGGGAGGAAGUGAGGAGGAUACCAAAGUGGAACCUCCAGACAAUGCAGGCGAUACUCUUGUGUGAGUACCUCGCUCGUUUCAGGGGCAAUCGCCUUGUCCAUCAACCCUCGAAACCGUUCGAGAAUCUGUAUUCGAGGGCAAUCAACCAGGUCCACUCUCUUUUCGAUGCUGCUCUCACGGCCCAGAGCAACCCGCACCUUUCAGCGCAAAACCGCUGGCGCAACUGGUUGGCCAAGGAAUCCUAUAGACGACUCGCCAGCUCCUGCUUCGUUCUCGACAUCCACGCCUCUCUCUAUCACCAGACCGCGCGCACCCGAGACUUUAACAUGUUGGAGCCAGGCACCGCCCCGCCUCUCACCUUUACCGGUCCCAGCCAGGCCCUUUGGGAUGCCAGCUCCGCCGAGGAGUGGGAUGCAAUCCUCAACGCCAAUCCAGCAGCCGGAACACCCAUUCCGAUGCCUCCCUCGGAGACCGUUGCCGCCACGCUACCCGAGGAUGGGAGUAGUAUGUCGGCAAGGAGCGGACCACAGAGGUCGUUUGACCAGUUUCUUAUCCUGGCAACCGAGACUCUACGCCUUCCCAAACGGGUCUUGGGCGGCGGGAUACCGAAUCGAACGCCGCUGGCUACUAGUUCUGGCCAGUUCACCACCCAACUUGUAUCGUGUUCGGCAGCCUUCAAGGUCGAAGAUCGUAUUGCGAAACUGUUCCGCUACUCUCCCAUUGCAAACACUUACCUGGCUCUUCACCACACGCCACUCCACGAGCUUCUAGCCGUCACCGGCUCUCCAGGAAACUUUCAUCACAAAAACCUUCCUUACCAGCAGGGCCGCGUUCGACAAUGGACUGCUUCCCUGGAGGUUCUCGACUCAAACCUCCCCAAGACAGCAGAGCACUUUGACAAGUCGGCAUCGCGAGCAGUUGUCUACGCCACCAGGGCGCUCGCCGAGUUCCUGUCCACCCCAUAUACCGGCAGGGCCACCAUCGGUGCCUUCACUGACUACUGGGGCAUAUUUGUCUGCACCUUGAUCUGUUGGGCAUGUGGUAACCGAGUUGCGGCGGCGGCUAAUGGAAGCGUCAGCGACAACACCAUCGCGUCUUCUGAGCAAGAGGCCCGCGAAUGGUUGCAUCUGACGGCAUCGCUGCAGCCGACAGAUGAUGCGGCGAUCAACACCCUCGCCCAGGAUGGUCGAUGGGCUGGAGUCAUCGGCCUGGCGCGCCGUCAGAUCGAGCAAGAUUGCAGCGCCAACAGCUCAGGAAACAUCAUUGCCGAUGUCCUAGCUGUCUUGACUAGACUUGACGCGGAUCGGCGCAAGAUGUUCUGAGAAACAUGAGCUUCUUGGUGUGCAAGCUCUGCCUUAUCCCUUCGCGAGAACAAACUAACCACCGCGACAACCAAACCCAACCCCCUUUGACAUCAUGUUUCACAUAUACCUUUUCCUCAUAGAGCACAUUGUACCAUCCGACCCUUCUAUUCGCUCUACCCUUUCCCCCUGGUUAAUGGUAUUUUGAGCCAAACAAGCUUGGAGGUUUCAAAUUCCUUAAUGAUGAAAAUGAAUCAAGGACCCCUGUUUUGAUUUCUAAAUUGUUUUAAAAAGAAUUGGUUUGUUUCUCUCUCUUGUUUUCUUUUUUUGCGACUAUUCUUUUUCGUUUCUCUCAUUGCAUUAUCAUGGAGCGUCAUCAUUCUCAUCACUUGGGUGGCAGCGUUUAUUUGUCAUGAAACCGGAGAGGGGCGAGAGAGGCCAUCUUGCGUGUACAACUACAGGAAAUACGUUUUGUUGUCUUUUGUUUUUUUGUGUUUUACUCUUUUUUUCCCUAAUAUGCCUGGGAGCUACCAUUCGCUGCGUCUUUCCUUUGUCUAAAGUUCCUCCUUUUGAUAUAUAAAAGUUCUGUCGGUUGUAUAUUUACUUUUGUUUCUGUUUAUCUUUUGGAUUUCUUUUAAGAAACACUUGUGUUACUACUAUUAAUUGUUCUUGAAGUUUUCAUUCUCUAUCAUUUUCUUAUCUCACUUCUUACAAUGUAUUAUUAACAUCAUAGGGUGGAUUCCCCUUUUGCUUUUUUUUUCUCUUUACAGCAUAUCUCUCAACAUCAUACCCCCAGCUUCUUUCUCCUCUUCUCCUUAAACUCGAGAUACCCCAUUUUUGCAUGCCAUCUGCAUCAGUCAGUUUUCUUCAUCCGAUAUUUCUUUUUCUCUCUUGCAUGUUCUUGUUACCCGAAAAUAAUCUGUAGUAUAGGCCUCGUAUUCCUUUAGCACUGUCCUUCGCUUAUA